Molecule: messenger RNA, 4545 nt
Organism: Dunckerocampus dactyliophorus (ringed pipefish)
Lineage: Eukaryota; Metazoa; Chordata; Actinopteri; Syngnathiformes; Syngnathidae
Product: myosin light chain kinase, smooth muscle-like
Exons: 16
Coding region: 1523-3862 (779 amino acids)
Biological process (GO): protein phosphorylation
Molecular function (GO): protein kinase activity; protein binding; ATP binding
Source: RefSeq, a predicted model, not a curated record
UGUAUUUCCUCGAAUAAAUGUGCAUUCUCCACUUAAAGAAAUGAAUGUCUUACUCUUAAGGACAUUUUAUUCAAUUCAAGUGAUAUAUGCUGAGAAAUUUAAGCUCAAAUAUUGAUAGACAGAGAUAGACGACCAAAUUUCUUCAAAUAACCCUGCUCUGCCUUACUAAAAAGAUGUAUUUUUAUUCAUUCCAUGCAAUACAUCCUAAACAAUUUAAUGGUGGAUAUUGAUAGAGAAAGACUACCAUAUUUCCUCAAAUAAACCUGCAUUCUCCACUUAAAGAAAGAAUGCCUUACUCCUGUGAGACAUGUUAUUCAUUCCAUGUAAUACAUGCUGAAAGAUUUAAGCUAAAAUAUUAAUAGACAGAGAUAGAUUAUUAUACUGUAUUUCCUCAAAUAACCAUGUAUUAUGGUUACACUUAAAUACACAGAAAUAAAUGCCAUACUCUUAAGAGACAUUUUAUUCAUUCUUUGUGAUACAUGCUAAAAUUUGGAACAAACCUCUAGAUGUCAAAUAAACAUUCAUUGUCCACUGAAAGAAAUGAAUGCCUUACUCCUAAGAACAUUCUAUUAAUUCCAUGUGACACAAGCUGAAAAUGGAUAGAUCGCUCGACAGAGACAGCUACUGUAGAUAGAUUACUGUAUUUCCUCAAAUGACUGCAUUAUCCACUUAAAAAAAAUGAAUGCCUUACUCUUAAGAGUCGUUUUAUCUCUUCCAUGUGAUGCAUGCUGAAAAACACAAGCAGCGAGACAGAUAGAUGACCUUAUUUCCUCAAUAAAUGACUUGUCCCAAAGAAUUGCCAUUGUCCACUUACAGAAAUUCAUAUUUUAGCCGUAAUAGACAAUAGACUUUCCACAUCAGCUAUAACUGCAUUUCCUCAAAUAGAUGCCACCUGUUACCCCCUGUAGUUAAGUGGCAGUCCACAUGUCAAUGGGGCAAUGUAGUCAUACAAAUUGGAACUAAGUUGCUAUGAAGGCGCAGCGUAUGUGGUUGGUAGUACGCGAGUCACUUUAAUGAGGCCGAAACAAAAGGAAGGAGUGAGACACACCCAUAAUACAGCAACUCUGGCGUACAAAUCUCAUUUACAAGCCAUGGCUCACAUUGUUGCCUCACUUGCUUGUCCUGAUUCCUGCGUCUGACUCCAACAGCUUGUAUACUUUGCGAAGUUGGUUAUUUACAAAGAAGCAAACCCGCGGGGAACAACGCAACAACUUGUUUUGCUGAGUCUUUUUGUCUCUCCCACACAUUUCCUACUCUCUUGACGUGGUUUUUGUUUUCCAUCACAUCUGACUCGGGCUUUGUUGACGAGAAACAAGGGCCUGGGCGAGAAAACAAGGAGUUUCCUGUGUCCCGUGGGGUCACAUAGCAUGAAGAAGCUCCUCCCGUGUGUGUUGUGAAUAGAGACGUCCACACAUACACAUAUACAGGAGGCUUGUAUCCAAACACUCCACAAGAGGAGGAGGAGGAGGUCUCUGGGAUGAAUCACUCAAAGUGAAAGUCAGCUGCUAUUUUAAAAGCAAGGAUGGACAAGGAUGGUGGCGAGCCAAAGACAUAUGUGUCCACUGCACGCCUGGUGCUCAAGAGGCACAGACGCAAUGGACGGGACCCCGCUCAGAUGAGAAACAACAAAGUGGGAUUCUCACAUGCAACAGAUCACAGACAAACCCCCACUGAGUCCCCCGGCUCGCGCGGUACGAUCAGCGAAGGAAGUAGCGCCACAUUUCAAGCAGCUAUCGCAGGAAGUUCAUUUGUCAGUGUUUCCUGGCUACACAAUGACAAUUGUGAGGUCAUGACAGAAAACACAGAUGCAAAUCCUGGAAAAGAAAGCGGACAGAGGAUGGAAGCAGUGUGCACAGAUAGCAGCCAGCUUGACCCUCAAACAAAAGGCUCCACAAGUCAACAAUCUGUGGAGUUCCUGGAUCCACCUGAUCAAGUGGAGGUUCGAGUAGGGGAGAAGGCCCAAUUGCAUUGUGCCUUCAGGAGCACCUCUGUCCCUGUGGCCUGCUGCUGGAUUUUCAACAGAGAUAAGGAGGUACUGCUCGGGCCCAGGAUGUCCAUCACUAGCAACGACACACUCAGCAGCUUGGUGAUCUCGCAGGUCUGUCCGGAAGACACAGGCUCCUACACGGUCAUAGCUCGGAACAGAAUCGAUUCUGCUAAACAUACGGUUUCCCUCAGCGUCAUAGAUCGACCAGAACCACCUGCAUCCCACCCGGUGGUCUCCCAGCUCUCUGCUGAGUCCCUGGUCCUGUCCUGGACGGGUCCUAGCUAUGACGGAGGCACGGCCGUUUUGGGUUACAUCGUGGAGGUCCGGCAAGAGGAUCCGGACAAUUUGGAGAGCUGGACUGAAGUCACCGCACAGUGUAGGAACACCUCUUUCCAAGUCUGUUCAGGCUUGGAGCCCCACGGGCAGUACCGCUUCCGAGUCCGAGCCUACAAUUCCAUGGGGGUCAGUGAGCCGAGUCAGGAGUCGGAGUGUGUCACCAUGACAGCUAAGAUAGAAGAAGAAGAAAAGAAGGAAGGGAUGGAAUCUCAUCCGGUAGUGGUGACUGACACCAAACAUAAGGUGAAGGAUCACUACGACGUGCACGAGAAGCUGGGAGUUGGGAAGUUUGGCCAAGUGUUCCGGCUGUCUCACAAAGAGACGGGCCAGGUGUGCGCAGGGAAGUUCUACCGGGCCAAGAGCUCUAAGGAGAGGUUGGCGGCCCACCGGGAGAUUGACCUGAUGAACUGCCUCCAUCACCCCAAACUGGUCCAGUGUCUGGCAGCCUACGAAUCCCGCUAUGAGCUGGUCAUGGUCAUGGAGUAUAUCGCAGGCGGGGAGCUCUUUGAACGCAUCGUGGACGACAACUUUGAGCACACGGAACCCACGAGUGCCCGUUACAUGCAGCAGAUACUGGAGGGCAUGCAGUACGUUCACAAGCAGAACAUUGUCCACCUGGACCUCAAGCCUGAGAACAUCGUCUGUGUGGACACCGCCGGAACCCAGAUCAAGAUCAUCGACUUUGGCCUGGCCAGUAAACUGGAGGACGGUAAACCCCUCAUGGUGAUGCAUGGAACACCGGAGUUUGUGGCCCCUGAGGUGAUCAACUAUGAGCCCGUGGGACUGGAGACGGACAUGUGGAGUAUUGGAGUCAUCUGCUUCAUCUUGCUGAGCGGAGAGUCUCCCUUCCAGGGAAACAGUAACGCAGAGACCUUUACUCUCGUUGCCGCCGCUCGCUACGAGUUCGACCCGGAGAGUUUCGAGGACAUUUCGGAUCAAGCCAAGGACUUUAUCGGCGCCCUGCUGAAGAAAGACCGCAGAUGCAGGCUGUCAUGCACAGAGGCCCUCGUUCACCCGUGGAUGGCCUCCUUCACGCCGCUCACCCGCAGGCCUACCAAGUCCCUCAGGAAGGAGAGGAUGAGACGCUUCCUGGCUAAGUGCAAAUGGAAGAAAACCGGCAAGGCUGUUCUGGCCCUGCAGCGAAUGUCUAACCUCUCCAACAGGCCAGAUUCUCCUGGCAGCUCCUCAGAGGAGCCAAGCUGGAGCCAAGAGGCAGAGGAAGCCAUCCGCUCGCUGGAUAAGCAGCUCCAGAGCGAACCUCGCUUCCAGGAGCCCCUGAGGGACACCACCCUUCCCAAAGGAUCCACUGCUCAUCUGGCGUGCCGUGUGGAUGGUUAUCCACAUCCAGAUGUGAAGUGGCUUCAGGGGGACAAGCCAGUAUCCGAGUCGUCCAGGGUGUCCCUGGAGUACAAAGACGAUGGGUUCUGCUGCCUGGUUCUGGCCCAUUUAGAACCCACCGACUCUGGGAUUUAUGUGUGCCGGGCCAGCAACAAGUUCGGGUCUGCAUCGUGUUCUGCCAGACUCGUAGUGGACAUGUGAAGGAGAGGAGCUGAUGGUGCUGUUUCAGCAGUACUGCUCAUGCACUUAUGGGUUACGGUCAAAGCAUGCAUUAUUGUACAUUUUUGCACAGUCCAUGUUGUUCCAUAUACAUCUUUUUAAUAGCAUUCAGAAUUAAAGGCUACGUUUGAGAGAGAAAAGUCAUCUCAGAGGUGUUUUUUUUGGCAGACCAUAAAAAGCUAAUACAAUAACAGGAGCUUGCAGGUGACAUUAAAUAAAAUGGCUUGGAAUUUGUCACACCAAUUGACCUAAUAUCUCAUAAAUGCUUCUGUGGAAAAUGCCCCAACCAUCAUAAUACAUGAUUUUACUGUCUCUCCCCCACCCUUCCCCUAGAGACAUUCACAUAAGUGCACAGAUGUAAAUGUGACAACCUGUUAAUUUGUUCAGCAAAGACAAAGUUUGUGACUUUCGUACAAUCAUAUGCAACGUUGUGGAAACAGUCUCCCCCUUCUGUGCUCCUGUGCCAUAUUCACCUUCUGUGAAAAGUAUUCCAGUAUUCAGUGUUGAAUUAGUCAUUUUUACUUGUUAAUUCGUCAUUUUAGCAACACAUAUUGUGCCUUUUGGACACUCGCAUGCUUCCAACUUUGUGAAAAUGGUUCCUUUUCUGUGCCCAAUAUUCACAUUAUUUGGUGAAAAGUGCACAGAGCCCCUAAACGUUCCCAAUA